Messenger RNA from Trematomus bernacchii (emerald rockcod), 789 nucleotides. RefSeq names its product thymosin beta 4 X-linked (gene tmsb4x). Gene Ontology annotation, molecular function: actin monomer binding. The coding region runs from base 558 to 683 and encodes 41 amino acids. Gene Ontology annotation, biological process: actin filament organization; regulation of cell migration. NCBI's taxonomy places the organism in Eukaryota, Metazoa, Chordata, Actinopteri, Perciformes, Nototheniidae. The record is from RefSeq and is a predicted model, not a curated record. Gene Ontology annotation, cellular component: cytoplasm. The transcript is spliced from 3 exons.
AUAUAGCAGAUACACAUACCUGCAGGUCCUCAUCUACACUUCCUGGUUUUCACUUUGUUUGUCCGCAAGGUGUCGCCGCUUGAUAACUUCUCUGUAUGCAUGUAAGGCUGUAAUAGUGCGCUUUAUGCAAGUUAAACCUAAACGAGUAAACCCAUUGUCUCAUUCAUCACUUUUUUAACUACAUUUUAUUCGCUUUGUGGCAGAAAUGAACACCUGCUGUAUGCUAUAACGCCUUCUUUAAUGACAGGAGAAAACCGAUGGGUGAUUUCAUUCACCUAAUCUGAUGCAGGUGGUCGCAGUGUUUCCUCAAAUACAUUCACGCACGUCACUGAUUUAAAAUACAGUUUCAGCCUAUGGAUAGGUUUGGUACUUUUGUUUGUUAAAGAAAAAUCAUAUUAUUAAAAAGCAGGCUUAAGAGACAGUGGACGUGACGUCAGAAGAUGAUUUGCAUACUGCGCAGUAUUUAUAGUGGGAUUGACGCUACAGCCAUACGCUCCUGCGCCACCCAGACGAGUAUCUAACUGUCUCUCAGACUAAAACUAAGAGCCUCUGCAGAUAUGGCUGACAAAGCGGAUGUCUCAGGAGUAACAACCUUCGACAAGUCCAAGCUGAAGAAGACGGAGACCGCUGAGAAAAACACCCUGCCAACCAAAGAAACCAUCGAUCAGGAGAAGUCAACAUAAUGAAGUAGUCCUCCUGUACAUUUCACAAGCCUUGCCUUUUUUCGGUUAAAAAAAUGGGUAGAUGUCCCUCUGUACAGCAAGGAAGCGUGGCCUGGCGUCGGCAUGG